Molecule: messenger RNA, 6483 nt
Organism: Phasianus colchicus (ring-necked pheasant)
Lineage: Eukaryota; Metazoa; Chordata; Aves; Galliformes; Phasianidae
Gene: TANC2
Product: tetratricopeptide repeat, ankyrin repeat and coiled-coil containing 2
Biological process (GO): regulation of dendritic spine morphogenesis
Cellular component (GO): dendritic spine
Molecular function (GO): protein binding
Source: RefSeq, a predicted model, not a curated record
GCCGCGCCGCCCCUCCCCGCCGGGCGCGCGCCCGCAGCGGCGCUGUGCUGAGCGGGAGCGUUGUGUGUGCGGGAGGGCCGCCGGCAGGACUUGUGGUGCAUGGAGGAAGACACGCUGUCCUAGAGAUUUAAUUUGUCUAGACAUACCAAGGCUGUGGGAUCCGCACGGCGGGACGGCAUCGCCAUGUUUCGGAACAGCCUCAAGAUGCUCCUUACAGGAGGGAAAUCGAACCGCAAAAACAGGUCCAGUGAUGGAGGGAGCGAGGAGCCGCCAGACCGAAGACAGGCAAGUGUAGACGCCCGGCAGAGCCGCUCUGGGCAAGGCACCUCCACAGAGAACGACUGUGCUUUCGAAGCAGACUACGCCAUCCCGCCGCUCCCUGUGACCGAAGGUAUGCAGCAGUUUCGGAUUAUGGAGGGCAUGUCCCGCUCCCUUCCAUCCUCCCCCUUACUCACACAUCAGUCUAUCAGUGUUCGGCUCCAACCCGUGAAGAAGUUGCCUGCCCCUCUGAGGAAAGCAAAGUUUGUUGAGAGCCCUCGCAUCCCCGAGUCUGAGCUUGGCUCACCAACACUCUCUUCAGCACAGAAACUGGACGUGGAUGCAUACUGCCCUGGUGACGCUGAGCAGGAGCUGGGACCCCCUCCAUCCGUAGAUGAGGCAGCAAAUACACUCAUGACUCGCCUGGGCUUCCUCCUGGGGGAGAAAGUCACGGAGGUACAGCCAGGGCCCCAGUACAGCAUGGAGGUGCAGGAUGAGAACCAGAGCUCGGCGGUGACGCAGCGCAUCAGCCCCUGCUCCACACUGACCAGCAGCACGGCCUCACCGCCCGCCAGCAGCCCCUGCUCCACCCUGCCACCCGUCAGCACCAACGUCCCUGCCAAGGACUGCAGCUACGGGGCCGUCACCAGCCCCACGUCCACGCUGGAGAGCAGGGACAGCGGCAUCAUAGCCACUUUGACGAGCUACUCGGAGAACGUGGAGCGCACCAAGUAUGGAGGGGAAAGCAGCAAGGAGAUGGGCUCGGGUGGCAACCUGAAGCCCUGGCAGUCCCAGAAGUCCAGCAUGGACUCGUGCCUGUACCGUGUGGAUGAGAACAUGACAGCCUCGACCUACAGCCUGAACAAGAUCCCGGAGAGGAACCUGGAGACCGUCCUGUCCCAGUCAGUGCAGUCCAUCCCACUGUACCUCAUGCCACGGCCCAACUCGGUUGCAGCCACCAGCUCGGCCCACCUGGAGGACCUGGCAUACCUGGACGAGCAGCGGCACACCCCCCUGCGCACCUCCCUCCGCAUGCCCCGGCAGAGCGUGGCUGGAGCCCGCACACAGCAGGACCUGCGAGUGCGCUUUGCACCCUACCGACCUCCAGACAUCUCCCUGAAGCCGCUGCUCUUCGAGGUCCCCAGCAUCACCACUGAAUCCGUCUUCGUGGGCCGGGACUGGGUGUUCCAUGAGAUCGAUGCCCAGCUGCAGAGCUCCAACGCCAGCGUGAAUCGCGGUGUGGUGAUCGUGGGGAACAUCGGCUUUGGGAAGACUGCCAUCAUCUCCAGGCUGGUGGCGCUCAGCUGCCACGGCACUCGCAUGAGGCAGAUCGCAUCCGACAGCCCGCACGCCUCACCCAAACAUGUGGAUGCAAACAGAGAGCUGCCCUUAACCCAACCGCCUUCUGCUCACUCCUCCAUCGCCAGUGGGAGCUGCCCAGGGACCCCCGAGAUGCGCCGGCGCCAGGAGGAGGCCAUGCGGAGGCUCGCUUCCCAGGUCGUCGCCUAUCACUACUGCCAGGCAGACAACGCCUACACCUGCCUGGUGCCCGAGUUUGUGCACAACGUGGCCGCCCUGCUGUGCCGCUCGCCCCAAUUCGUCGCCUAUCGGGAGCAGCUGCUGCGUGAGCCCCACCUGCAGAGCAUGCUGAGCCUCCGCUCCUGCGUGCAGGACCCCAUGGCCUCCUUCCGCAGGGGGAUCCUGGAGCCCCUGGAGAACCUGCAUAAAGAGAGGAAGAUCCCUGAUGAAGAUUUCAUCAUAUUAAUCGAUGGUUUAAAUGAGGCUGAAUUUCACAAGCCAGAUUAUGGUGACACCAUUGUAUCAUUCCUGAGCAAAAUGAUUGGGAAAUUCCCUUCCUGGCUGAAGCUGGUUGUGACUGUCAGGACAAGUCUACAGGAAAUAAUUAAGCUGUUGCCCUUCCACAGAAUAUUUUUGGAUAGACUGGAAGAGAACGAAGCCAUAGACCAGGACCUGCAGGCAUACAUCCUCCACCGGAUACACAGCAGCUCAGAGAUCCAGAACAACAUCUCACUGAACGGCAAAAUGGACAACACCACCUUUGGCAAACUCAGCUCUCACCUCAAGACCUUGAGCCAAGGGUCCUACCUUUACCUGAAACUCACUUUUGAUCUCAUAGAGAAAGGAUAUCUAGUACUAAAAAGCUCCAGCUACAAAGUAGUCCCAGUGUCUCUGUCAGAAGUUUACCUGUUGCAGUGCAAUAUGAAGUUCCCAACGCAGUCUUCCUUUGAUCGGGUUAUGCCUCUCUUGAAUGUGGCAGUGGCAUCUCUGCAUCCUUUAACAGAUGAGCAUAUUUUUCAGGCCAUUAAUGCAGGUAACAUUGAGGGCACUUUGGAGUGGGAUGACUUUCAGCAGAGGAUGGAGAACCUUUCUAUGUUUCUUAUCAAACGUAGAGACAUGACGCGAAUGUUUGUUCAUCCCUCUUUCCGAGAAUGGCUUAUUUGGAGAGAAGAAGGUGAAAAGACCAAGUUUCUUUGUGAUCCUAGGAGUGGCCACACACUGCUUGCCUUCUGGUUUUCCCGUCAGGAAGGAAAACUAAACCGACAGCAAACGAUCGAACUGGGACAUCACAUCCUCAAAGCACAUAUUUUUAAGGGGCUGAGUAAAAAAGUUGGGGUGUCUUCCUCCAUCCUGCAAGGGCUUUGGAUCUCCUACAGCACCGAGGGUCUUUCCAUGGCUUUGGCAUCGCUGAGAAACCUCUACACCCCAAACAUCAAGGUCAGUCGGUUGCUGAUUCUAGGAGGUGCCAACGUGAAUUACAGGACUGAAGUUCUGAACAACGCCCCAAUUCUGUGCGUGCAGUCCCACCUGGGGUACACAGAGAUGGUGGCUUUGCUCCUGGAGUUCGGUGCCAAUGUAGAUGCUGCUUCUGAGAGCGGCCUGACCCCCCUUGGGUACGCUGCUGCUGCUGGGUUCCUGAGCAUCGUUGUGCUGCUGUGCAAGAAACGGGCCAAGGUGGAUCACUUGGACAAGAACGGUCAGUGCGCGCUGGUCCACGCCGCCCUCCGAGGACACCUGGAGGUGGUGAAGUUCCUGAUCCAAUGCGACUGGAGCAUGGCUGGGCAGCAGCAGGGGGUGUUCAAAAAGAGCCACGCCAUCCAGCAGGCCCUGAUCGCCGCAGCCAGCAUGGGCUACACAGAGAUUGUCUCCUACCUGCUCGACCUUCCAGAAAAAGAUGAAGAGGAGGUGGAGCGAGCACAGAUCAACAGCUUUGACAGUCUCUGGGGAGAGACAGCACUGACAGCAGCUGCAGGCCGAGGGAAGCUGGAUGUGUGCCGGCUGCUGCUGGAGCAGGGAGCUGCUGUGGCACAGCCCAACCGGCGCGGCGUGGUGCCUCUCUUCAGCGCCGUCCGGCAGGGCCACUGGCAGAUUGUGGACCUGCUGCUCACCCACGGCGCUGAUGUGAACAUGGCAGACAAGCAGGGCCGGACACCGCUGAUGAUGGCUGCAUCCGAGGGACACCUGGGCACGGUGGAAUUUCUGCUUGCACAAGGUGCCUCCAUUUCUCUGAUGGACAAGGAGGGCUUGACAGCCCUCAGCUGGGCUUGCCUGAAGGGCCACCUGGCUGUGGUGAGGGCCCUGGUGGAGAAUGGGGCAGCUACCGACCACGCUGACAAAAAUGGGCGCACACCACUGGACCUGGCAGCUUUCUACGGCGACGCGGAGGUGGUUCAGUUCCUGGUGGACCACGGGGCCAUGAUCGAGCACGUCGACUACAGCGGGAUGCGUCCCCUGGACAGGGCGGUGGGGUGCCGCAACACCUCGGUGGUCGUCACCCUCCUGAAGAAAGGAGCAAAGAUAGGUUGUCAGACGUUACCGAGUCGCCCACGAGGUCCAGCAACAUGGGCGAUGGCCACCUCCAAACCUGACAUCAUGAUCAUCCUGUUGAGCAAGCUGAUGGAAGAGGGAGACAUGUUUUACAAGAAAGGUAAAGUGAAGGAGGCUGCCCAGCGCUACCAGUACGCCCUGAAGAAGUUCCCCAGGGAAGGCUUUGGGGAAGACCUGAAGACCUUCCGUGAGCUGAAGGUGUCACUCCUCCUCAACCUCUCCCGAUGUCGAAGGAAAAUGAAUGACUUUGGAAUGGCAGAGGAAUUCGCUACUAAAGCACUGGAGCUGAAACCGAAAUCUUACGAAGCUUACUAUGCAAGAGCAAGGGCCAAACGCAGCAGCAGGCAGUUUGCAGCAGCUCUGGAAGACCUGAACGAGGCCAUCAAGCUGUGCCCCAACAACCGUGAGAUCCAGCGGCUGCUGCUGCGGGUGGAGGAGGAGUGCCGGCAGGUGCAGCAGCAGCAGCAGCAGCAGCAGCCACCCCCGCUGCCAGCAGAGCCUGAGCCCGAAGCCCAGCAUGAAGAGCUGUAUUCUGUGCAAGACAUUUUUGAGGAGGAGUACCUCGAGCAGGACGUUGAGAACGUUUCCAUUGGCUUGCAGACAGAGUCCAGGCCAAAGCAAGGGCUUCCCAUCAUCCAGAGCCCACCCCCCUCCCCGGCUCACCGGGACUCAGCCUAUAUUUCUGGCUCACCUCUCGGCUCCCAUCAGGUCUUUGAUUUCAGGUCCAACAGCUCGGUGGGCUCUCCCACCAGGCAGGGCUACCAGUCCACGUCUCCCACUCUGUCUCCGACGCACCAGAACUCCCAUUACCGGCCCAGUCCUCCACACACCUCUCCUGCCCAUCAGGGCUCCUCGUACCGCUUCAGCCCACCUCCCGUGGGGAGCCAGGGGAAGGAAUAUCAGAGCCCACCGCCUUCCCCUCUUCGCAGAGGCCCUCAGUACCGCGCCAGCCCCCCCGCAGACGGCAUGAGUGUGUACAGGUCGCAGUCGGGCUCCCCGGUUCGCUAUCAGCAAGAACCCAGUGCUGUCAGCCCGCUUCCCGGCAGGCCCAAAUCCCCGCUGUCCAAAAUGUCACAGCGCUCCUUCCAGAUGCCCCAGCUGCCCGUGGCCGUGCCUCAGCAGGGCCUGAGGCUGCAGCCAGCAAAGGCGCAGAUCGUGCGGAGCAACCAGCCCAGCUCAGCCGUGCACUCCAGCACCGUCAUCCCCACCGGUGCCUACAGCCAGGUUGCCCACUCGAUGGCCAGCAAGUACCAGGCGGCGGCGGGGGAGAUGGGGGUCAACCAGAGCAGGCUGGUGUACCAGGGCUCCAUCGGGGGCAUCGUAGGGGACAGCCGGCCCGUGCAGCACGUGCAGGCCAGCCUCAGCGCGGGGGCCAUUUGCCAGCACGGAGGGUUGGCCAAGGAAGAUCUUCCGCAGAGGCCGUCCUCGGCGUACAGGGGGGGCAUGAGGUACAGCCAGACACCCCAGAUCGGGCGCAGCCAGUCUGCUUCCUACUACCCCAUGUGCCACUCAAAGCUGGAUCUGGAGCGUUCAUCCCUGCCCUCCGGCCAGCUCGGCUCGCCAGACGUGUCCCACCUCAUCCGGAGGCCCAUCAGCGUCAACCCCAGCGAAAUCAAGCCUCACCCACCGACCCCGAGGCCGCUGCUCCAUUCGCAGAGCGUCGGCCUGCGCUUCUCUCCCUCCAGCAAUAGCAUCUCAUCCACCUCCAACCUGACGCCCAACUUCCGCCCCUCCGCCUCGAUCCAGCAAAUGGAGAUCCCUCUCAAGCCGGCCUACGACAGGGCGUGCGACGAGCUGUCCCCAGUGUCCCCCACUCAGGGUGGGUACCCCAGCGAGCCGGCCCGUUCCCGGACCACGCCGUUCAUGGGAAUCAUUGAUAAAACCGCUCGGACUCAGCAGUACCCCCACCUCCAUCAGCAGAACCGGACCUGGGCCGUGUCAUCAGUGGACACUGUUAUUAGCCCUACGUCUCCUGGCAAUCUCCCCCAGCCGGAAUCAUUUAGCCCACCUUCUUCAAUCAGCAACAUUGCCUUUUAUAACAAAACCAACAAUGCACAGAAUGGCCAUUUGCUAGAGGAAGACUAUUACAGCCCCCAUGGGAUGCUGGCCAAUGGGUCCCGGGGAGACCUACUGGAGAGAGUCACCCAAGCCUCCUCGUACCCCGAUGUGAAGGUGGCGAGGACGCUGCCGGUGGCACAGGCCUACCAGGACAACCUGUACAGGCAGCUCUCCCGGGACUCCCGGCAAGGGCAGACAUCCCCAAUCAAACCAAAGAGACCAUUUGUGGAGUCUAAUGUGUAAGAGACGCUUGUUGGAGUAAGACCCUUAUGUUUGCAGCACACACUUCCAAGCUUGAUUUCCAUGCAUAUUAUUAUUAUU